This is a messenger RNA of Verruconis gallopava, 1065 nucleotides long. RefSeq lists its product as uncharacterized. Gene Ontology annotation, molecular function: zinc ion binding; nucleic acid binding. Lineage: Eukaryota; Fungi; Ascomycota; Dothideomycetes; Venturiales; Sympoventuriaceae. Bases 1 to 1065 code for a protein of 354 amino acids. The record is from RefSeq and is a predicted model, not a curated record. The transcript has a single exon.
AUGUCGGAGCAACUGCGAGAAGACAGCGCUUCAAUGCCUAUCACGGAUACAGAGUUACCAACCUCAACAUCAACAAUCAACGAACAGAUCAAAGAACUAAAGAAAAGAGAAGCUGACCUACAAAAAAGAAUUCAGCUUAAAGAACUGAAAGAUAAAGUAGCGCGGAUGGAAGCUGUCCUUGAAGGACAACCAACACGCAGCACUCCCGCCACCGAAGAGGAGAUAACACAACUAGACACAGACGCUGAAGCUGCUGAACCACGAGCACAGAGUACCACACCUCAAGGGAAGGAUAUCCACCCCAAGGACCUCCCAGAGUAUAAAGGAAAAUCAUUGCGCGAAUACACCGACUGGGUUGACUGCGCUGUAAAUGCGUUUCGCCUGGCCCCCAGGCGGUUCGCCCAGGAGGGCGUCCGAGUCGCCUGGGCCCAACAAUUUCUUACUCCCUCUUUAAAGACAACCUGGUCCGAUUAUAUCCGUACUAAGGAAGAAGAGAGCGACACCACAUGGAAGGAAUUUACCACAUUCCUUCUGGACAAACUCGAAGAUCCAGGAAACCGCGAGCUAAGCGUUCACAUGGCGCACGCGCGGGCAACCCAGAGGAAGGGACAAACAGUUGCUGACUUUGAAGCAUACCUUACCUCCCUCGAAGCUCAGAUGACCACUGCUUGGACAGAGAAAGAAAAGCGCAAUAACUUAAUUGCAAAACUGAGGGUAGACUUACAGCAUCAUUUAGCAAGCCUACCAACAAUACCCGAAACACGCAGCGGCGUCGUGACGUUACUUACGAGAUGGGAGAGAACCAAGAAGAGGUUGGAGACGGAAACAAUGAACGCAAGCUCCAAGCGGAAAUUCGGCGACAACGAUGCUCCAAUAAAACGCAGCCAAGGCGCUGAAGCGGCACAUCGGAAAUUCAAAGUUGAAGAUUCCGAGUCAGCGACCAAUAAGAAGAAAGAAACGAAGUUGCGGUGUUAUAAGUGCGAUAAAGUGGGGCACUUAGCGCGAGACUGCCGAAAACCAAAGGAGGACGCUACCAAUAAGGGAAAAGCGUCGGGGUCGCAUUAA